Verruconis gallopava is the source of this 1883-nucleotide messenger RNA. RefSeq lists its product as uncharacterized. The coding region runs from base 982 to 1467 and encodes 161 amino acids. The record is from RefSeq and is a predicted model, not a curated record. Lineage: Eukaryota; Fungi; Ascomycota; Dothideomycetes; Venturiales; Sympoventuriaceae. The transcript is spliced from 3 exons.
UCAUCGAUAAGUUCUUAGCUUCCCAUCACCCGACCUCUGGACUUUGCAAACCCAAAUUCCGCCUUUGCGGCGAGCAGAUCUAUGUUCAGAAAUUCCUAGCGGCAAGCUCUUGUCGCACAAGACUUCGAACGACGUGGCUUUGUCACGCGCGCUUACUACAAGUCCCAAAACCCCUUCUGCCGUCGCACCCUGCGACACGUCCCGACAGCAUCUGCUCACCUUUCGAUGUUCCUGGCCGUGGCAAACAAUGAACUGAUGGUGCGAAAAGCGAACGAUAACGACGUCUCGCUGGCGUCCGACACCGGGCAGCGAAAAUCCGGGGAUCAUCCGCCCGUGAGAUCUCUUGGUCGAUGCACGAACCUACAUCAGCUCUAGUGCUGCCGACAAAAAGGAGGUUUGGAAAGCUCGCCACGGACCGAUGGUGGCUGUCCCGAAGCCAAUCAUCUGGUUAUUUGUGCGUUGCUUGUGAUGAGGCUGGCGACGGUCAAUUACCACCCUUCCGGGCCGGCAAAACACUCCACCACCCCGGCCGUCAACGAGCGACGAGAGAUAUUUUUGUACUGGGGUGCAUAUGAUUGCCACUCCCAUCGGUUGAUCGUUACAAGCAUCAUGCUGAACCAAUAUUCAUUCCGUGCAUUAGAGCGCAUCGUACACGGCAAACGAACCGAAUCAAUGGGCCACGCUUGUAGCACUACAGAACCGUUUUUUGGCCUUCUGAUGGCCACUGCGUUUUGGCUUCUCGGCCAGGACCACAUGGCGUCCUCUGAAGGCUUCUUCCGAGAUUGGUGACCUCUCCUCGUUGAUCGUAUAAAGUUCAGUGUGGAUCCCCCUUCUAAUUCUCAGGUUGUUUUGACUUCCGACUCAAGUCACAGAACACUUUUUGUUUCAAAUUCACCGUCCCAUCACUCGCUUUGGGCCUUUUCUCAUCACUCUCGUUCUUCUUACACAUUUUCGUAAUAGCCAAGAAUCCCCUCGGCCAAAAUGCGUUUCUCCGUCGCUCUCGCUGUUGCCGCCGCCGGUCUCGUCUCAGCCCAGACCGCAACCACGACUGCUGCCAGCUCCGGCUCGACUUGUGCUGCGCAGAACAUCGUCGACUCUUGCUUGGCCACCACGAAGAUUCCUCUCGAUGCUUGCGCACCCAAUGACUGGCAGUGCAUGUGCGAUGCCCAGACUCAGGUCGUAACUUGCUAUAACAACUGCCCGGGUGACCAGGACAGGUUCGCCGCUGAGCAGCAGCAAACCUCCUGGUGCAACGCGGCCAAGCAGCUCGCACCAUCUUCGUCUUCCAAAGCUUCUACUCUCGCCACGUCCGCCACAUCCGCAGCUUCGGUUAGCAGCAGCACUGCUUCCAGCACCAAAUCCUCCGCGUCCGCAUCUUCCACCUCACUGCAGCAGAACGCAGCUGGCGUCGUUGCUCCGGCUACCGGGCUCCUGGCUGUGGCUCUUAGUUUCUUUGGUCUGAUGUGAGACCGGUAUCGAGGAGGACAGUUUGGAAUGUUUAAUGUGGCAUGGUGUGUCUUGGCAGUUCAUCAACACCUGCGUGGAUAGGUUCGGAGGCGCUAUAGUGUCUAAUAUAUUCCAUUCCACACAUCGAUCGUGUCCAGAUGUUCCAAUCCAAACGUAAUCUCAACAUGAAAAGUGCAGGGAUACCGACAGCCGUGAUAUGUCCGGCAUUUUCAAGAGUCUGCUUGCCUACAAGAGAACCAUUCCAUGGUCAUCAGCAGACUGUCUUCACGGAGCACAUGGUCGAGGAUUGAGAUGUUAUUAACAGGCUCCGAAAGCUGGGUGUGAACUGAUAUCAUGGUGUAGCACAAGCCUUGCUCUCAUGUACCUGCUGCUUGCGAGCGGUAUGCCCAAUGGCUCUGGCUGUCUGCGUGCUCUAC